UCGAGUUCGACUAAGUUAUAUUGUUUUGGAAUAAAAUCACAAUUUGUUAAAAUGUUUCUUGCUAAGAAUAGGGCAGUUGUUUUAGUUAAAUAUAGUGUUUUUAUUCCAUAUUAUAAUUCCUUCACUUGGUUAGACAUAACUUCAUGGUAUAGUACUAGAAUUGACCCUAAAAUAAAGGUGGAUGAAAUUUUUGAGUUUAAUUCUGAGACUACAGAAAGCAAUAAGAAGUUGGUGAUGGCAAAUUUAUCGGUUAUUAAUGAUUUCUUGUCUGAAACUGAAGAGAAAAGCCUUGUGGACGAAAUUGAGCCCUAUAUGAAACGUCUUCGAUAUCAGUAUGAUCAUUGGGAUCAUGCAAUUCAUGGCUUUAGAGAAACCGAAAGACUAAAAUGGAAUGAAUCUAAUUCCAUCAUAUUGAAUAAGAUAAAAUCUAUUGCAUUUGGAAAUGAUUUGACAUUACCUCAUACACAUAUUUUAGAUCUUGCAGAAAAUGGCUAUAUUAAACCACACAUUGACAGCAUAAGGUUUUGUGGAAACACAAUAGCUGGUGCGAGUUUACUCAGCGAUUCUGUCAUGAGAUUUUGUAAUGAUAAGAAUCAGUUUACGUUUUCUGCAUUACUGAAGAGGCGAUCAUUGUAUAUUAUGAGGUAUGGCCAUACUUAUGCGUUUUAUUUUAUUAUUAAAUAUAUUUUUUAUUUUAUUAUUAUUAUUUCUAGGGGACCGAUUAGGUAUGAUUUUAGUCAUGAGAUUUUGUCAAACGACGUCAGCAGUUUUCAAGGAAAUAAAAUUGUAAAAACAAGAAGAGUUUCAGUGAUAUGUCGAAGUCGUCCGGAACCAACAACCGAAGAAAACCCGCAAUGAUUUGCAUUACUAGGCCGCUUCGUAUAUAUGUAUAUACACAUUUACAUAUAUAGAUUUAUUUGUUAACGUUUAUCUAGUAUUAAUACUGAGUAUAGUAUUUGACAAAAUUUAUUGUGAUUUCUUGAUGUAUAUUUUUAUAUUGUACAUUUUACAAAUAAAAUUUUAACUGUUUUUUUGAAAUAUUUACGUAUUUAUUCAUCCAAAACGUGUUCUUCUAAGGAAAUGAAUCCCGGUUUAGCAUGUUGCUCUAGAAUAUUUUAGAUGCCAGAGGUAAGAAUUUGUGUUAUUAUGGCAGAUGAUU
Nezara viridula (southern green stink bug) is the source of this 1159-nucleotide messenger RNA. Lineage: Eukaryota; Metazoa; Arthropoda; Insecta; Hemiptera; Pentatomidae. The record is from the annotation of a GenBank genome assembly.